This is a messenger RNA of Ochlerotatus camptorhynchus, 7439 nucleotides long. RefSeq lists its product as uncharacterized. The record is from RefSeq and is a predicted model, not a curated record. The transcript is spliced from 5 exons. NCBI's taxonomy places the organism in Eukaryota, Metazoa, Arthropoda, Insecta, Diptera, Culicidae. Bases 1526 to 4786 code for a protein of 1086 amino acids.
CAAACACUGUUGUGCGCUUUGCAGCAACUAAACAGAAAGCGCUUUUCUGUGGAAUGCAGGCCAGAGAAAAGAAGAAACUAAAUAUACGAUUUCAUUCGAAUUCAUGUACGGAACCGCGCAGGAGGUGUCUCCGUAGUCUGUCUCGACUGUCGGUUGUUCGGUUUGUCGAGGUGCCCAGUUGUCGUGGGAGUUCUUUAUGUUGUUUGCUUCAAUUGGCAACGAUAGUAAAGUUCUCAGUUUGUUUUCGCCGUUCGGGCUGUUUCCAGUGCUCCAGAUAGAUGACUGUUCGGGAUAUUUCGAUGUGAUCCCAAACGAGAACUCUUACCCCCGGGAGUAAAGAUCGAAGAACAGUUUUGUUUUAUGGCGUGAAAGUGUCGGGUUCAGGUUUUCUUUUUUUCUGAUGUGUCCACCUGAAAAGUGAAACGUUUCGAAGGUGUAUGUUGUGUUUUUGUGGUUGGUGUUCAGUUGCAAAUUAACGAACAGCGUGUAGUCAAGUGAAUUUUUAAGCAGGCGGAAGAGGAAACUUGUGUGUCUUUACUGUUCGAGUGUUUUUUUUUUUGAUUCAUUGAAAAAUCACCACCCGGCAAAGAUCGGCUUUGCGAAUAAUAACAGAAAAAUCCACCAAAAAAUAGAAGUGAAAACAGAAGAGAUAAUUCCUUAAUUCGAGCAAAAGAAGUGUAGCGAAACAAUCUUCGGAAGUUUGAUUUUUCGUGUCUGUAUGUGUGGUUUCCAAUUCGACAUCGGAAAGUGCGUGGAUGCAUGAUCAGGUAUUUUUAUGCAACCGUUCGGAAUAUCCGAUUGAUCGUGGUGACGACGACGACGACGACGACAUUGGAUGAAUCGUCGGAAUCGAGAAUGCAAUCCACGGUACAGUGAUCUUGCUUCAUCUUGAUCGCUGUGCAACGACGACAGAAGUCGGUGGUCUUGGUUGGAUGAUUCUGGAUGCGAAGCGAAAGAGUGUGUGCUUAUAGUAAGAGGUGCAUUCGUCGCAGUGAAGACGUAGGUCCUAAGAGAACUACAUCAACAGCAAAAGCAGAACAGCAGCAGCAGCAGCAACGACAACGUUAACGUAAAUGUCGGUUUGUGUGUGAAAUAGCCAUUCAGUGAGAGGGCAUCGAUGGUAACGAAAAUAAUAACAGCCUAAGUGCGGAAAUUAUAAUCCAGGAGACGAGUGGAUUCUACUGGAAAUUGACCACGGUCCGGGCGCACUGAGAAAAACUUAAUACUCCGGAGGCGGACCAACGAUCGCAAGCAACGAACCCGAAACGACGUACGGUGAAUUUGAAUGCGCACUGAUGACCUACGAUUACCAACAUUGUAUAGUUUAAUUCCAACGACGCGAACGUAACGAAAGCAAAAGUGUGACGCGAGCCCGUUUGUGAACGUGUGUCUGUGUGUUUUGUGAUUGAUAUGGAUAUGGCACCGGGUUUAGGAGGUUAAUAGCGCGCCGCGCACCAAACAAAAAUGCUGUUACCGUGUGUAGCAAUGGUAGUCCUUCGCAACCAACCAACGGCGACGAACAAUCAUGUUUGGCUUGUCAAGUAUGCAUCUACAGCAACACCAACAGCCAUUUGGUAGCACCGUUGAGAAUUUAGGAUCAACAAUGAAGCCGGACAGUCCAGAUAUUGGCGUUUCUGUCGAGAAGCAGCCACUGAGUGAGAUCACCAACACUGCUGGUGGUGGUGGUGGUGGUGGGGAUUGUGGAGUUACUUUGAAGUGGAACAGUUCCAACUCCAGUUUGAGCAGUGCAAGCGACAGGAAAAGCACAUUCUACACCGAAGUAGAACCUAAGACGAUGAGUGACACGGCGAACGACGAUAGUUGCUCGACGACAACGGAGGUUCGCAUAGCGGAGGCAAUUAGUUCCGAUGCGGACGACCGGAGUGUCAUCAUGGGAGGAACGUUACCGCUGCGGGGAGCAACUGCUACGCUGCCGGCAAGUGUAGCAGGGAAGAAGCGUCGCUGUGCUAGCACUCUGGACGGGGUGAUCAGCACCAAGAACCACCUGAAGCUAGUCAGCAAUGAGUUGGACUGGGAGCGCAAGUUCCGGGAUGAUCAGCUUUCGAGAAUACUGAAAGCGUUGAUCUAUUUCGAGGCGCGUCUCAAGAACGAGCAUAAGCUCAUCAAGCAACAGCUGCACGAGAAGGACGACGUGAUCAAUCGACAGAACUGUACGAUCAACCGAAUGAAACGGAAGCUGAGCGAGGAAAGUGGUAGAGCAUUUGCCGAGGGGGAUCUCCCGGAGACUGCGCAGUAUUGUCCCAAGUGUCGCAAGAGCUAUUACGGAGUGGAGUUCCGGUGCAGUGGAACGCAAACCGUGGAGUAUCGGGAUGAUGGCGGAGAGAGUGUCAAUACGGAAAAUCUCUCGCUGAACAGCGUGGAGUACGCCUCGUCGAGCGAGGAGCAGGACUCAUCGCUAUACGUACGUGCCAAUUCGUUCAAGGAUGCCCGACGUAGUCGCAAGUACACUAGCAAACGGUCCUACCAAGGAUACUCGCGUCCGUCGCGGCAUAGUAGCUUCAAAAGUACUGCCAGCAGUGUUAAUGGAGGCAAACUGACUGUACUGGGACUGGGCAGCGGUGGAACCGGGACGGCUACAGCAGAAAACUACGAAAACAUCGAACCAAAUAAGAAUGUGCCUAAAAUUGUGAUUUACGAAAACUACGAAAGCGAUAAGGAGAACAAGGCGUUGGCGGAGGAAGCAAACAACUAUGACCUGGUGGAACCAUCCUACUCGAAUCGAAUGAAUUCGAUGCAUGGAAUAAAGAUCGGUGUGAAGCUGAGCGGAGACGAUGAAGCUGGACUGCUUGAUGAUGACAAUAUCAUCUACGAAGAGGAGUCAAGUGGGAAAACUAGCCGCAAUCGACAGAAGUACACGGAAGGAAUGGAGAUGAAGCAGACGAUCGAAACCAACGACGAUUGGUAUGCAAGUGCCAGUGAUAUGGAAGACUCGGACACAGCACUAGGCAAAACGUACAGCAAUGCAGCGGUUAACCCUGUGUUGGAAUGUGUGAAUCAGAUACUUCUCCAGCAAUCGAUGGACGGAUUUGGAGAGAACAAGGAAACGUCCAGUGGAAACGACGAAGACAUGUACAUCAAAGCCCAGGAACCACCGAAGGAACCCACGCAAGUCCGUUCCAAGCGGGUACACUUCUCCACGCAAAACAGCAUGGUUCAGGUUCCGCGGAUCAAUCUUCAACCGACACCGGUCCCCCGUAAGGAGGGUAAAGCUUCUCCAACGUACGAAAUCCAGAGCAUCUACAGCAACGAGUACGAACCGAUCGGAUCGGAACAGAAUUCCUAUUCCAACUAUUACGUAGACAUGGAGUCCAAGCUGGGUUCGGAAGACCGAGAACGGGAACUGGCUGCUGCUGAAAAGCGCAAGACUCCACCGGCCUUGCCCCCGAAGCCGGCAAAUCUAAUGAAGCUGCAGCAAAUCUCCAAGCAGCAACGGUUGGUACAAAUCAAAACAAAGCCUUCCUGCGGGAAUAGCGAUAUCGCAGAAUCCGAACCGGACUACUGCUCGAUCAGCGAGAUCCAGGAUUCGGUCAAAUGUGUUCAAAUAGUGGCGGAGAUUCAUAAGGAAGCUUGCGAGGAUGACUACUCGGUGGUAGACGAAGAAAUGGAGGAAACCGAGAGCAAGAAGAGUAUCGAUCCGGAGGAAUCCUUCGCGGACGUCCCGAAGUUGCCGAAUGUGGCGGAAAUCGUUCCUCCAAAGAAGGAAUCCGUGGCGAAGUUCAUUAGCCAGGAUAACUACAUUACCAAGUCCAACAAUGGGACACCGGUGAAGGGAACUCCCACCAAGAAAGACGGUGAAUUUAGGGAACAGCUAUCGGAGAUCCUGGCCGAGAUAAACAAGCAAUCUCCAGCGAUCCGGAAUGCCUCGAAGAAGCAUGUUCCGGUAAAAGAUCUCGGCAUGGGCUUCCGGAGCACGAGUAACAUCCCAACGCUGGGAUUUCAAUCCAAGCUGAAACCAGUGGACAAGAUGAGUUUCCUUAGCAAAAUGAACUCCGGCUCGUUGUCGAAUCUUAGCUUGAGUGCAAAGUUCAACGGUUCUCUACCGAAACCCGGCAGACCAAUGGCAUUCAAAUCCAGCCUACAAGCGAAACCUUUGAGUACAAAUCUGAAUUCAUCUGGUAGCCUGAACCACCUAGUGCCAACGAGUCCCAGCAAGAUCGGAACAUUCAUUCCCAAUUUAAAGCCACCCGGUAUGCCCGGUUCGCAAAACGGCCAAUCGCCAAAGACCUCACCGGUCAAGAAGCCUCCGGCUCCGGUCAUCAUAGCCGAAGACAGCAAACUACCGCUGCAAGCCGAGUUCGAUUGGUACAAUCUGGAUGCCGAGUACGGCAAAUCGAACCAACCGGACAUCAUCGUCGAGGCCGACUCGGGGAAUGCUUCCGAGACGACGCAAGCGGAAAAGGCUGCCGAUGAGUCCGCCAACUCCGCCAACGGUCACAGCUCCGAAGCCAGCGGAAGCGACCUGGAGAACGUGGAGUACAACCUGGACGAGGCGUACAAGUCGAUGCCACCGAGCGUGCAACCGCCGGACAUCAUCCAGAAGAAUCCGAUGACACCGCCGAAGAACGGCAAGAUUCCGUACAACAGCUUGUCCUUCAAGGAGCUGAUGACGCUGAGCGAGACGCCCAAGAUCGAGAAGAUGAAAUCGUCGUCGGUGGAUGCCGCCAACGGGAACUACGAGCACUUUCUGGACGAUUCCGGCCUUUGCUCGAAGCCGAUAAUCCUACCGAGGAAGAAGCGAGUCUACUACUCGGGACCGUUUGUGUAAUGACGACCCUGUGGGUAUUUGGGAAAUCCCCAGUGUGAAUUGCUGUGUAUUAUAGAGUUGUGGUGUAUGUGAAAUUUGUUUGCCAAGCACGUAACUGUGGCGAGAAAUUAGUUUAGUAGUUCAAUGAAUUUCCGUGCACGUCGAUGAUCAGGCGCUUACUUCCCUUUACUGUGCGGGUCGUUGCGGCGCGUUGUUUUCGUUUUGGCCGGGCGCUGUGUGGAAUUUUGAUUGUUGGCUAGAGUAUGAAAGCGAAAAUUCAACUGAUUAAUUCAUGAACGUAUGGUUUGUGCGGAUUGGGAAAUGUGCGGCUGCAAAUUGACGAAGUGGGUACUUUCGCUGAGUUGGAUUAUUGAUAAAUGCGGAGCGGAGUUUGUGGAUAAGGUCGAAUUAUUCAAUUGUUAUUUUGAAAUCACUUUUCUAGAAAUGACCGGAAUAGUUGGAUUUUUUUUCUUAAAUUUGCAACAUUUCUUUAACCUUUUAUUGAAGAAUUUAUUUUAUAGCUAGUAGGCUGACCAAAAAACUUUGAUAUUUUUUUAGUGAUGAAAAAUCGGUAAAUUCAAAUGUGAAAAGUUUUAUAUUGCAAGAACAAAAUAUGAUUCCCGUAAGCUCGUUCGUAAAAAGCAAAUUGCAGUUCCUGCUCCAGUCCAGCUCAUCUGCUCCGGAGCCGAAUCGCUAAGCCGAACGGUUCACUGGGAGCUGUUUCCCGCAGUUUCCUCAACAAUCAAUACGAAACUAACGAUUUUAAAUUGGCUCACUACAUGACUAGCCUAUUGGUCCCAAGCAAACGAUUAACGUACUCCAUUCUAGUCGAAAUUCUACUACUACACAAUGUUUGUUUUGAUUCGCUAAGAAAGUUUGACAGAUCAAAUGAGGGGUUAGUGGAUUUUCGAGGGGUGAAUCGAUUAGCUUGGGACCUAAGAGAGUACCAGAGCUGAGCCCAAAAGUUGAGCACGUUAUUUCGGGACCUUCUAGUCUUAGAGCUACCUCUAUGGUUUCCCCUUUCUAGACCCGUUCAGCUCAGCAGCUGAACGAUUUCCCGCUUUUUUCUUUCCCUAUAGAGCCGUUCAGCUCAUCUGAUUUUUUUCUAUUCCUCCGUACUAUCAACAAUUAAUACGAAACUAACGAUUUUAAAUUGGCUCACUACUUGACUAGCUUAUUGGUCCCAAGCAAAUCGAUUAACGUACCCCAUUCUAGUCAAAAUUCUAGUACUACACAAUGUUUGUUUUGAUUCGCUAUGAAAGUUUGACAAAUAAAAUGAGGGGUUAUUGGAUUUUCCUAUGUUUCAAGGGGUGAAUCGAUUAGCUUGGGACCGAAGAUAGUACCAGAGCUGAGCCAAAAAGUUGAGCAUGUUUCUUCGGGACCUUCUAGUCUUAGAGUUACCUCUAUGGUACUACUAAUGGUAUAUGGAAAUGGAGAAGAGGCAUGAAAGUGGUUGUGUUGUGAUGUAAUACUUAUGACAGACUUCAUACAUGAUUGUAGCAUUGAGGUCUCGUGAAUAAAGAAAACUAAACUAACUAAACUUGAGGUAACUGUUAGACCAGGGGUUCCCGAAGAAACAUGCUCAAUCUUUUGGCUCGGGAAGAAUCAGACCUUCGGUCUCAAGUUAAUUGAAGCACCCAUCGAAAAGUUAUCACAGCUAAUCAAAACAAACACAAACUUUGACAGAUUCGAAUACGCAAAUGGGGUACGCUCAUCGAUGUACUUGGGACAAAUGGGAUGUUCAAGUAAUGACAUCCCUGGAGAGCACGAGACUUCUAUGAAGCUAUCAGAACUUGCCUGGAUUUUACUGAACUUCUAAUUUAAAUUCCAAGAAAAUCUGGAAGAUAAAAAAUAGAAGGAGCAGCUAACUUUGAAGAACUCCUGUCAGGUUUGACAAAUUACAAAUAGGAUCAGUGAACUUCGAAGAUCUUUAAAAAACUUAACAGAGGAUCUGCCAAUUUAAGAGCUGUCCAGAAGACUCCAGAGAGGUUCAGAUACGUACUGGAAACUCCUGAAAGGAUUUGUAAUCUUUGGGAUCCUUUUAGAGCAUUCAAACAAAAGUAAAGAUUGGAUUCAACCAGUCUAUUGGCACCAGUGCUGCAAAAUCUCGACAAUUCACGGUGAUAUUCAAAAUGCUGCUUUGAUCACUCAUUCGAGCAAACAGUCAUCGUCAAGGCAAACCAUGUCAAUUGUCAGUGACAAUGCUGUCAGUGACGAACAUGUGCAGAUUUUUUUAUUAGCUAAAUUUGCAACGAAAUUAAAUGACUUGAGCAAAACAAUUACAUGGAGCCGUUAGAGUGAACAAGCAUCUACGUCCUGAACUGCUUGGAUAACAAUAAUGUGACUCAGAACGCACGAAAUAAAACUUUUUGUUACCAGGUGAAUCUUUGUCAUUGACGAAAAAAUUAAUGAGAUUUUGACAAAGGGUUUUUUGAGGAUCAAAUCUAUCAGUGACUAUGUGAAUAACAAUUUGGUCAAUAUCGCGCGAAAGUCUGUCAAUGACAGUGACAAAUCUCAGCACUGAUUGGUGCUACUCCUAGAUUGAGUGAAAUUUUCGUCAAAUUUCCUAAUUUUCCGGUAGAUUUUUGAGGUUUUCCACAAAAAAGCAUGAGGCAAAUUUACCCAUCGCUAAGUUCCUGCACUUUGGCGAUUAUGAAUAAACUAAACUCAAAUU